UAGAAGCUUUAGUCGGAGGCCGAUUAUCCGCUGAUGAUAGGCCAUGGCGUGACUACCUGUAGGAUCAACGGCCAAUCUAACCUUGCUUCUUAUCGCAGAAGGAGAAGUUUGUGUCUGAUGAAGGUGAUAAAGAAUAGGAGGAUUGGGUCUGGUCGGAGGCGAGAGGAGAACGGGAGAAGGCAACGGUACUGGAGUUGGACGCAGCCCGGGCUGACGGUCGACGAGCUCGGAAAGCACAGAAGGCGCAGACCACCGCCGGGGCUCAGGCCCCAGGACAAUAUAAAAUUGCUCGAAGGGGCUUUUUCGCAUCUCAAGACUGAAUACCAAAGGCGCUACAGGAGGAACUCGAUUUUUAAAUCUUUUGAGAGGCUCAAACCCGAGGAUUUCCUCAAGCUAGAAGGAGAUUUGGUGUACACCGGCGAAUACAAGGACGAGUACAGAGAGUUCCCGAUAAAAAGAGUCUUUCCGGCGAGGAGGAGGAGCACUCUUAAAAUCGAAGGCGAUUUCCUCUCUCUGACCGAAGCAUCGGAAAAUUACAAAUAUGUCGAAGGGGAGAGGAGCCGGUCUGCGAGGAGAGGCACCCUGCUCAAAUCCGAAGGGGAAUUUUUGAACAAAACGUCAGAGGCCCGUGAGAGUUUUGUAGAAUUUCCAGGAGUUACGAGGCCGGAGCUGACGAGGAGGAGCACUUCUCUCAAAUUAGAAGGGGGUGUGGAAAAGGUGACGGAAUCGGCCGAGAAAUACGUGCCCCACACGCCUCAGCUGGUGGAGAGAAUCCGCCACAGGGAGAAUAUCGCUUUGGAAACGGCCCCGAUGAACGGAACGUCGGAGACAACGCGGCAAUUUGUGGACUACGGACCGCAGGCGAAGAGGGACCCCGUGAGACCGACUCACGACCUGAUCCCCGAGGGGCUGAGGGAGUUCCAGCCGGAAUACAGGGAGCAGUUCAUCUCUUUCCCGCUGACGAGGUUGGUCGCUAAGAAGCCCGAGGGGAAUCUGCACACGGAAGGUUCCAUGGUCAUAUCUUCGGAGCUUAAAUCCGAGUACAAAGACUUCCCGAGGUCCAGACCCGUCCUCCACCGUAACACCUCUCUUCUCAAACCGUCUGGCGACAUCGAGAAGGCGACCGAGGUGCGGUCGGAGUUCAGGGACUUUCAUCCGCAACGUCCCCUCAUCCACCGGAAUAACUCCCAACUCAAGCCGUCCGGGGAUGUGGCCAAGACAACGGAGAAGAAGUCCGAGUUCAAGAAUUUCCAUCCGAAACGGCCGGUGAUCCACAGGAACAACUCGAACCUCAGGCCCGAAGGGGAUGUGACGAAGGAGACGGAAGCGGGGGCCGAGUUUCGAGAUUUCCACCCGUCCAGACCCGUAAUCCAUCGCAACAACUCGCAACUUCACCCGGAAGGAGAAAUGGGCGGGUCUUCGGAGGCCAGGACGGAAUACCGGGACUUCCACCCGUCCAGGCCGGAAAUCCGCCGCAACAACACACUGCUAAAAAAACAGGAAGGGGAAAUGGAGAAGAGUUCGGAAAUCGCCUCAGAGUACAUAGACUUCCACCCCUCGAGGCCGGUUAUACACCGAAACAAUUCUCUGCUAAAACCGGAAGGCGACAUGGAAAAAACUUCUGAAAUGUCUGAAUACCGAGACUUCCACCCCUCAAGGCCGGUUAUACACCGAAACAAUUCUCUGCUAAAACCUGAAGGCGACAUGGAAAAAACUUCGGAAAUGUCUGAAUACCGAGACUUCCACCCCUCGAGGCCGGUUAUACACCGAAACAAUUCUCUGCUAAAACCUGAAGGCGACAUGGAAAAAACUUCGGAAAUGUCUGAAUACAGAGACUUCCACCCCUCGAGGCCGGUUAUACACCGAAACAAUUCUCUGCUAAAACCUGAAGGCGACAUGGAAAAAACUUCGGAAAUGUCUGAAUACAGAGACUUCCACCCCUCGAGGCCGGUUAUACACCGAAACAAUUCUCUGCUAAAACCGGAAGGCGACAUGGAAAAUAUGACAGAGAAAAGGGCGGAAUUUAGAGACUACCACCCUUCCAGGCCUUUGCUCCACAGGAACAACUCUCUGCUCCGGCCGGAAGGGGAUAUGGAAAAUAUGACAGAGAAAAGGGCAGAAUUUAGAGACUACCACCCUUCCAGGCCUUUGAUCCACAGGAACAACUCUCUGCUCAAACUCUCGGGAGAUAUGAACAUCUGCGAUCCGAGGGGCGAUUUCAAAAAUUACCAACCUAGGAGGCCCGUCAUCUACAAAGCCGGGACCAACCUCAAACCCGGGAACCGGAUCGAGGAGAGGGAGCGAGCCCUGUCUGCAAAAAGGCACGAUUACUUGUUUUACGAAGGGGAAAUCGAUUUCAGACCCGAGAGAAGGCACCUACUAGAAGAAAAGGCGAGGACUGCGCCCGAGAGCCGGCCAAGGAGGUCCACGGACGAUUUCGAGCCCUGCGAGACCAAAGGCUAUCCGGCCACUUACAGAAGGGUUCCUGGAACGACUACGCUUCCACGUUCGAGGGCGAGGAAGAAUCUACUCCAGACGGAUUCAUCAACAACGACUACGGAUGAUAGCUCUUCGUUGUCAAACGAUCACCCUGCCUCUUUCAGGCUGACUGUCCAAAACGUCGACGAGCCCCAGGUGAGGGACAAGUCAUUCGUGGUCCUCCAGGACGACAACAACAACAACUACGAAGGCGAGCCAGUAGAGUUCGGCCAGAACAGAUGGCUCCGUGGAAGCCUGCGAGACCGAGCGGAGCCGUGGCGCCCUUCGUGGGCCCUCAACCCGAACACGAAAGAGGUGCCGACAAACUGAAAAGCUCCCCUUUUAACUUCUUGCCGAAAAUCCUCUUCGGAAGAAAGAAGCAGAAAGCGCAGAAGAACGAGAAA
Molecule: messenger RNA, 2882 nt
Organism: Cimex lectularius (bed bug)
Lineage: Eukaryota; Metazoa; Arthropoda; Insecta; Hemiptera; Cimicidae
Exons: 3
Coding region: 34-2808 (924 amino acids)
Source: RefSeq, a predicted model, not a curated record